AUGGGCAAGAAGCAGGAGAAGAGCCCGGAGCCAGAGUACGGAGAACCUGCAGAGUUUGACCCGGGCUUCAAUGGACCCAUUCAGAAAAGAGGAUGCACCGACAUCGUCUGCUGCGUCCUGUUCAUGCUCGUCCUCCUCGGCUACAUAGCGGUCGGGAUAUUAGCUUGGCUCUAUGGCGACCCCAGGCACGUUCUUUAUCCCAGAAACUCAACGGGCUGGUUCUGUGGCAUCGGGCCAAAUAAAGACAAACCCAACUUGUUCUACUUUAACAUCCUCAAUUGUGCCACAUCUCUCAAUGUCAUGGCAACUGCUCUCAAUGGUUUCCAGUGUCCGACCACACAGGUUUGUGUGGAGGAAUGUCCCAACGAGUUCUGGGCUGUGCCGAUAGGGUCGUAUCUUCCACAUGUACCAGCAGCAACUGUCUUCAAUCAGAGCCUCUGUGUGCCAUCUUUAGAUCUGGCAAAUACUUCCCUGAGUGUUCAAGCCAUCGUGGACCAGGAGUUGUGUCCAUACUUCUCCAUGCCUACGACCUCUGUUCUGGGAAGGUGUUUGCCUGAUAUCACCAAACUGGCCGAUAUCCCUGGGGAAUUUUCUAAUAUUCCAGGUUUGCCCUCCUCAGUUAACGACACUAUCAACCUCAUCAAGAACGGCACUGGCGCACGGGACAUUGUGAACGGCUUCAACGCCCGAGAAGUCGGUGUCCGGAUCUUUGAGGACUUUGCAUCCUCGUGGCCGUGGAUCCUCCUUGGUCUGGUCAUAGCCAUGUUUGUCAGUCUGCUGUUUCUGCUGCUGCUGAGAUUCACUGCUCCCGUCAUGGUGUGGGUGCUCAUCGUAGGAGUCCUGGCAGCUGGAGCUUAUGGGAUUUGGCACUGCUACUGGGAGUAUGAUAACUACAAGAAAAUCUCCGCCACCAUCUCUGACAUCGGUUUCACCACCAACUUCAACGUUUACCUACAAGUCCAAGAAACCUGGCUGGCAUUCUUGAUAAUCGUAUCUGUGAUGGAGGCGAUCAUCCUCUUGACGCUCAUCUUCCUGCGAAACCGAAUCCGUAUUGCCAUCGCCCUCAUCCAGGAGUCCAGCAAGGCGAUCAGUCACAUGAUGUCCGCACUGCUGUACCCUCUGGUCACCUUUGUCCUCCUAGUGGUGUGUGUUAUUUACUGGGGCUCCACUGCUUUAUAUUUGGCCACGUCAGGAAGUCCAAUCUACAGAGUUGUGGCUCUCAACUCCUCAAUGAGUGACUGUAAGAGUGUAAAUGGCACAGAGGACUGUAACCCUCAGAACUUCACCUUGUCAGAUUACCCAGGCUGCCCCUCAGCCAGCUGCAUCUUCAUCAAAUACAACAACGAGGGUCUCUUGCAGAGGAACCUCUUCAACCUGCAGAUCUACAACGCGGUGGCUUUUCUCUGGUGUGUGAACUUCGUCAUCGCCCUGGGGCAGUGCACGCUGGCUGGGGCCUUCGCCUCCUACUACUGGGCCUUCAGCAAACCAAACGAUAUCCCCAUGUUCCCUGUGUGGGGGGGCUUUAUACGCUCACUCAGGUACCAUGUUGGCUCUUUGGCAUUCGGAGCCUUGAUCCUGACCCUGGUGCAGGUAGUGAGGAUGCUUCUGGAAUAUAUUGACCACAAAACAAAAGCGGCGCAGAAUCCAGUUGCACGUUUCAUAUUGUGCUGCAUGAAGUGUUGCUUCUGGUGUCUGGAGAAGUGCAUCAAAUUCCUCAACAGGAACGCUUACAUCAUGAUCGCCAUUUAUGGGAAAAACUUCUGUGUUUCUGCCAGAAACGCUUUCAUGCUGCUCUUGAGGAACAUAAUAAGGGUCGUGGUGCUCGAUAAGGUGACGGACGUGCUGUUGUUCUUCGGGAAGCUCCUGGUGGUUGGAGGCGUGGGUGCUCUGUCUUUCUUCUUCUUCUCCGGACGAAUUCCACUCCCGGGCAACACCUUCAGCCAUCUAAACCUCAACUACUACUGGAUGCCGAUUAUUACCGUGGUGUUCGGUAGCUACUUCAUCGCCCAUGGAUUCUUCAGUGUGUACAACAUGGCUGUUGACACACUCUUCCUCUGCUUCUUGGAGGACCUGGAGCGGCACGACGGAUCUCUGCAGAAGCCGUACUUCAUGUCCAAAAACCUCAUGCAAAUCCUCAACAAAUCCAACAAGGAACCGAAGAGGGCUAAAGGAAAAGACUAA
Messenger RNA from Limanda limanda (common dab), 2181 nucleotides. It is a transcript of the gene slc44a4, whose product is annotated as solute carrier family 44 member 4. Bases 1 to 2181 code for a protein of 726 amino acids. The transcript is spliced from 23 exons. Lineage: Eukaryota; Metazoa; Chordata; Actinopteri; Pleuronectiformes; Pleuronectidae. Gene Ontology annotation, molecular function: thiamine pyrophosphate transmembrane transporter activity. Gene Ontology annotation, cellular component: plasma membrane. Gene Ontology annotation, biological process: thiamine pyrophosphate transmembrane transport; choline transport. The record is from RefSeq and is a predicted model, not a curated record.